This is a messenger RNA of Caenorhabditis sp. 36 PRJEB53466, 506 nucleotides long. NCBI's taxonomy places the organism in Eukaryota, Metazoa, Nematoda, Chromadorea, Rhabditida, Rhabditidae. The record is from the annotation of a GenBank genome assembly.
AUGUCCGACUUCGAGGAGACCAUCCGUCGUCUGCAAUCCGAAAAAGGCGUCGUCGGCAUCAUCGUUGUCGAUUCUGCCGGUUCGUUUUCUUUUUCUCGAAAUAUUCCUUUAUUUCCUCCCUUUCCGGCCUUUUUCCCAUGAAAUCUGCUUGUUCUUUCCAUUCGGGAGAGAGUGAGAGAGUGCAUGAAAGUUAGAGGGCGCCACACCAGCGCGCGGAAAAGUUACAUUCGACCACACCGCGCCCAUCUCUGAUUCGAUUUUGAAACCAUGAACUCCCGUGAAAAUGACCCAUUCCAGGCCGCGUGAUCCACUCGACAAUCGACAGCGACGCGACGCAAUCGCACACGGCGUUCCUUCAGCAAUUGUGCGAGAAGACGAAGACGUCGAUUCGGGAGCUCGACUCGAGCAACGACCUCACUUUCCUGAGGCUCCGCACCAAGAAGAACGAGAUUAUGAUUGCGCCGGACAAGGACCACGUAAUCAUGGUUAUCAAGGACCUCUCAUAA